Messenger RNA from Rhodofomes roseus, 1750 nucleotides. Its product is annotated as acetate and butyrate kinase. The transcript is spliced from 6 exons. NCBI's taxonomy places the organism in Eukaryota, Fungi, Basidiomycota, Agaricomycetes, Polyporales, Fomitopsidaceae. Gene Ontology annotation, biological process: phosphorylation; acetate metabolic process. Gene Ontology annotation, molecular function: acetate kinase activity. The coding region runs from base 294 to 1652 and encodes 452 amino acids. The record is from RefSeq and is a predicted model, not a curated record.
AAGCUGGCUCUGUGGGCUCAGGUCGUCGUGGGCCAGAUCCGCACGCAGCUUCUAGUCAAACAUCCAGUCUAUCGACAACCUUGCAUGACAUGGCUUUGCAUCACGCGCAUACGCAUGACUUGCAACCCAUUUUGGCACGGUGACGGUUCUUGCUCAGGCGCAGAGGCGGAGAAUGACGUCGUGCAUGCAGUCACGUCCCCGCGCCUGCUGGUCCAGGAUGGUCUUUCCUCUAAUACUGUACUUACCUCGACAUCUUAGCCACUCAAACGAGUAUAGCUGACCGCAUAUAAGCCAUGCCCGAGCAUCGCGCCCCGAAGGACGGCCUCAUUCUUGCUAUCAACGCGGGCUCCUCGUCCCUCAAGAUAUCACUGUACCGCCGCACAGACGGCCACGCCACAAGUCCCGGACACGGCGCCGUCGAACUACUCUUGACGUCCAGCAUCACGAACAUAUCCUCGCCUCCUGCUUCCUUCACCUUUCAACUCGCAUCCCACAAAGAGGGACGUGAGGCGAAGAAGGAGUCUGUGGACGGGAUCAAAGACCAUGCCGCAGCGUUCUCCUACUUUCUGGAUCAUCUGAAGAACGAGAGCAGGAUCGACAGAGAGUCUAUCGUGCACGUCUGCCACCGCGUCGUGCAUGGCGGCGACUACUACGAGCCUGUGAUCAUAGACUCGGAGAGUUAUCAUCACAUUGAGAAUUUGUCUGAUCUGGCUCCUCUCCACAAUGGUGCCGCGCUUUCGGUGAUGAAGAGUGCCAUCGAGUCUCUCCCCAAGGCAAGCUCAAUAGCCUACUUUGAUACCACGUUCCACCGCUCGAUACCACUACACAUCGCGAGCUACGCUAUCAACCCAGAGGUUGCACACAAACGUGGUUUGAAGAAGUAUGGCUUCCAUGGACUAAGUUACGCGUAUAUUCUUGGUGCUGUUGGCCACUAUUUGCAGAAGGACACGUCUUCACUGAACCUCAUCAUCAUGCACCUCGGCUCCGGCGCCUCCUUAUGUGCCAUUCGGAAUGGCCAAUCGCUCGAUACAUCCAUGGGGUUGACACCCGUCUCCGGCCUCCCAGGCGCGACACGCAGCGGGCUCGUCGACCCCUCGCUCAUCUUCCACUACACAAACCGCGCCGGGCGGAUCACGCACGACCCGCACCAGGCCGUCGACGUGCGCGUCACGCAGGCCGAGCAGAUCCUCAACCUCGAGUCUGGCUGGAAGGCGCUCACGGGGACGUCCGACUUUGGCGAGGUCGUGAAGAACAUGCAGGAGCAUUUGCAGCACCAGGGCGCGACGCAGGGCAGGGACGUCGUCGACUGGCAGAGCGAGGCCAAGUGGAAGCUCGCGUUCGACCUGUUUGUGGACAGGAUCGUCGGCUUCGUGGGGUCGUACUACGUGAGGCUGGGUGGGAAGGUGGACGCGCUUGUAUUUUCUGGUGGGAUCGGCGAGAAGAGUGUCGAGCUCCGGGAGGCCGUCGUUCGGAAUGCGGAGUGCCUUGGCUUCCAGCUCGAUGAGGCGGCGAACGCGAAAGUGGGCGAACAGGAAGGCGUGGCGGUCAAUGCAGGAAAGAGGGCAGAUACCUCGCGUGUGCUGGUGUGCAGGACAGAUGAGCAGCUCGAGAUGGCGAAGGAGUGUGCUCUGGAGGAGAAGUUCUGGCAGUGAUGUUUUGCGUGCGCAGAUGAUGCACAGUGCUACGCAUUGCAGGCAGUUUGGAUUGAGCAAGGGGCAUUGUCACUGCUGUAGGGCUGUCAUCUACAGUC